CUGAUUGGAAAGCAAUCCAAUAGACAACCUUCCCUUGCCCUAAUGCCUCCUCCUCCCUUGCCCGCACAAUUUAUCAUCCCCAGAUAACUAGGUCGACACACAUGGAGCAGCUGCCUCUUCUUGCCAGUGACUCAAAGGCCACCACGACUCCCUUCUACCUCGCCUUAGAUCACAGAGCCCCAACAUCAUCUUCGCCGCCGGCAGACGCGCCAACACCGCCGCCGUCUGCCACCUCAGAUCCUUGUAGACAGUCCAAAAACGAGAGGGGAUCGGAAAUAAUCAAAGCGAAGAUCAUGUCGCACCCUCUCUAUCCGGCUCUCCUGAGAGCCUUCAUAGAUUGCCGGAAGGUCGGAGCGCCACAGGAGGUUGUUGGCCGGCUUUCCACCCUCGCCGGCGAGGUGGAGAUGAAUUCAAACGAUAGGCAAGAACAGCCGGCCGACCCAGAGCUCGAUCAGUUCAUGGAGAUCUACUGUCAUAUGUUGGAAAGGUACAGACAGGAGCUCACACGACCAAUCCAAGAAGCCGACGAAUUCUUCAGAAGCAUGGAGGCCCAGAUCGACUCGGUUGCGCUAGAUGACAACAACUAUGAAGGAGGUGGUUCCUCCGAUGAAGAUGAGCAAGAAACCGGCGACGUGGCGGGGCUGCCAGUGCCGGGGACCGGCAGCCCGUGCGCAGAUGACAUGGAGCUGAAGAACCGCCUCCUGAACAAGUACAGCGGCUACCUGAGCAGCCUUUGGAGGGAGCUCUCCAGGAAGAAGAAGAAAGGUAAGCUGCCGAGGGACGCCCGCCAAAAGCUUCUGCACUGGUGGCAGCUGCACUACAGAUGGCCCUACCCAUCGGAGCUGGAGAAGGCGGCGCUGGCGGAGUCGACGGGGCUCGACGCGAAGCAGAUCAACAAUUGGUUCAUCAACCAACGGAAGCGGCACUGGAAGCCGGGGCCGCUGGCGCCAGCGCUGGCCACGGACUACAUAUUGCACCCGCACGGUGGCUCUUCGAGCAGCUCGGUUUCUGCUGGUCUCCGCGUGGAGGGGCAGUUCUUCACCGGAGGAAGCGCGUACCCUCGUGGCCCGUGAUGGGAUGCACGUCUGCAUGGUGCCCGCCGGCCGGCGGCCGAACAUGCAUGCGUCGAUGGUUGCCGUACAUGCUAACAUGCAUAUAUACGUGUUUUGGGUAUACAUGGCGUGGGUUUGGACGUGUGGUGUGCGUACAAAUAUAGCAGUUUGAUGAUCUCCUUACUCGCUAUACAUAGCUAAUGCUAAAGUUAUAAAGUUGUAAAACCUUAAUUUUUGGCCUGCAUCCACUUUGGAAAAUGGUACUAUAUGAGUACACAUUUAUAAG
This is a messenger RNA of Phragmites australis (common reed), 1338 nucleotides long. Its product is annotated as homeobox protein knotted-1-like 4. Gene Ontology annotation, cellular component: nucleus. Lineage: Eukaryota; Viridiplantae; Streptophyta; Magnoliopsida; Poales; Poaceae. Bases 102 to 1073 code for a protein of 323 amino acids. Gene Ontology annotation, molecular function: DNA-binding transcription factor activity, RNA polymerase II-specific; DNA binding. The record is from RefSeq and is a predicted model, not a curated record. The transcript has 5 exons. Gene Ontology annotation, biological process: regulation of DNA-templated transcription.